CCCUCCUCCUCCCGCUCCUCCUCCCGGAGCGCACAGAGAGCCGAUGCGGCCGCCGUCUCCGUCCACCGCGCGACGCGAGCCAAAAAACACCAAGCAGCGGGAGUCGUCGUCCUCGUCGUCGUCUUCUUCUUACCUCUCUUUAUCUGUCUCCUCUUGUUAACCGUUUAUUUUUUUUUAUCUCAAAUUGUUUUUUUUCCAAUUGCGCUAAUUUUUUUUAAUUCUCUCUCCAUUUUUGUUUUUAUUCCUUCAGGGAACGCGCCUUGACAAUUUUGUUCCGUUUGGUUAUAUAUAUACCAUUCGAUCGUCGCGUCAACGCGAGUUGCGAUUUUGGCGAGGAAUUAAACAAAUAAAGGGUACGCGUGGAUCAUUUGUAUGCCGGUAGGCGCGCCAGCACUUAUUGCAGAUUUUGAGGUUAGCCGCGCUUGCUCUCGCUACAUCUCUCUCUCUGCUUUCCCUGCGGUUGCUGUAUUUCUAUUCGUUAUUAUCGGUGUUAUUUUCCUUUCUUUUUAUCCUAAAAAUCAGCCCAUCAACCCCUCCUCCUCAUCGCAAGCCCUGUCACCCCGCUCCAUCCUCUCAGCACCCCACCCCCUACCCCCCAUUCCCACCGGGUAUCGGCGGCGCAGAUAAAACCGUCAGUCCACAGGAUACAAUAGAAGGUAGUUUGUUCAGAAGAUAGGCAAAAAAAGAGGGGGGGGGGCAAUGGUUGGAAUGAUACAAUUGUAAUUAAAUGACACAACAGUUUAGGUUGUCUUAGAAUGCACGAUUCGGUCGAAUUGAUGGAGGAAGCUACAGGCUUUAAUGGUAUGUGUUAAAUAAAAUAUAUAUCUCAAAUAUGAAUACAGCGUACUCCCAGUGCCAUAGAUGAAAACCCGUGAUUAAUAAUUGAACAAUAAAUUUCGCAAAAGGAGUGGCAAUUGUAAAACAUUUAAACAAAUAAGAAUAAUCACCAAAUUGUACGCAUGUAACAACAUUACAUGAAUAGAGCGAUAUAGGGUGUAUCGUUAUAUUAAAUGUCAGCAAUCAUACAAUAUAAAGCAGGGCUCUAGAAUCAUAGUAGUAGGAGUAAUAAUUAAAUAAUCUCGGGCUACAAUUGGUAGCUGUUGCUGCUGCUGUUGGGUGUGCAUGUGGCUUGGAGCCGGCGGUCUCUGCCUGUGAUGGCCGGGCUGUGAUGAUUGUGAUGAUGGCGUUUCGGCUGGUGUCGGGGUGGCGGCCCGGGUCUGUCGGCAUGCGGGAGCCUCCGGGAUGGACCAAGAUCCAGCGCCGCCGUCGUCACAAUCAGCAACAGCAGCAGCUGCAGCACCAGCAGCAGCCUCACGACCAUCACGGCCACCACCACCACAAUCACGACCACCACCAUCACCACCAAUUUCAUCACCAUCAUGAAAAACGCCAUCAAUAUAAUCGUCAAGAGUUGCAGCAGAUUUGGAAGCAGGAUCGACGGAGACCUGUUCGAGAGGAGCAGCAGAAUCAUCAGCAGCAGCAGCAUCUUCAAAAACAUCAUCAUCCUCCUCAACAGCAGCAGUGUCCUGCAUUUAUAUUCUGGGGCCGCACCGACUACACGGAGUGGCAGCCCAUUCUCCUGGCCCCGCCAGCCCGGCAGGACAAAGAGGAGGGGUGGAGAAUAAUAAAGGAGAGGGAGAAGACGACGACGAUGCCACAGGAGGAGGUGGUGGAUGUCGCCGGGGUUUCCCCCACCGUGGCGUCGCGAAUGGCUGCGGUUCCUCCCCGGCUGUCGAGGCGCGUUCUCCUCUUGGCUCUCAUACUGCUGUCUCUGCACGCCUGCGCUGGCAAGAUUGAAGAGGAUGAUUUCCAGGAUAUGAACGCUAACAAGACAUGGGUCCUGGCCCCCAAAGUCUACGAAAGCGACGUCACCCAAAUUCUCAACACGCUUCUGGAAGGCUACGAUAACAAUCUGAGACCGGACAUUGGCAUCCAGCCGAUUACGGUGGAAACGGACAUCUACGUCAACAGCAUCGGCCCAGUGUCAGCUAUUAACAUGGAGUACACCAUCGAUAUAUUCUUCGCCCAGACGUGGUUUGACAGCAGACUUCGGUUCAACAGCUCCAUGAAAGUGUUGAGAUUGAACAGCAACAUGGUGGGGAAGAUUUGGAUCCCAGAUACCUUCUUCCGGAACUCAAAGCAGGCUGACGCCCAUUGGAUUACGACCCCAAACCAAUUGCUGCGCAUAUCAAACAACGGAAAGGUGCUCUACACACUGAGAUUGACAAUAAAUGCAGAAUGUCAGCUUCAGCUCCAUAACUUUCCUAUGGAUGAGCAUUCCUGUCCCCUGGAAUUUUCCAGUUACGGUUAUCCCAAGGAUGAGAUCCUUUACAAAUGGAGCAAGAGUUCUGUGGAAGUUGCCAACCAACGCUCUUGGAAGCUCUACCAGUUCUCCUUCCUGGGCCUCAGGAACACCACCAAUAUCCUGUCGACUGAUUCCGGUGAUUACAUCGUCAUGACGGUUUAUUUUGAUUUGGUGAGAAGAAUGGGAUAUUUCACCAUUCAGACGUACAUCCCCUGCAUACUGAUCGUUGUGCUGUCAUGGGUGUCCUUUUGGAUCAACAAAGAUGCCACUCCCGCCAGAACAUCCCUUGGGAUCACGACGGUGCUGACCAUGACCACUCUGAGCACCAUCUCCCGCAAGUCGCUGCCCAAGGUUUCCUAUGCAACGGCCAUGGACCUCUUCGUCACCGUCUGCUUCUUCUUCGUCUUUGCCGCCAUGAUUGAGUUCGCCAUGCUCACGUUCUUCGUCAGCAAGAAGAAGCUCAGUGGCGGCAAGAAAAAGAAGAAAAGGCACGCGCCGAACCCCGUUGUGCUGGACGUGAGACCCGGUUCGGCGACAGUGCCCAUGAAUAACGCCAUGCAGCACCUCUCGGCCGAGGCAGAGGAGGAGGGUGGCUACGAAUGCCUGGACGGCAAAGACUGCUCCAGCUUCUUCUGCUGCUUCGAGGACUGUGAGCGGCAGUCGUGGAAAGAGGGCCGGAUCCACAUUCAGGUCCUCAAGCUCGACUCGUACUCGCGCGUCUUCUUUCCCAUCUCCUUCACGCUCUUCAAUCUCGUUUAUUGGAUCGCGUACCUUUACCUGUAAAAAAUGGGUUUGUUGGAGAAACAAAGACGUGCAGAAAUGAGAAACAGGGAAGGAAAAAGAUUAACCUAAAUGGCAAUUAAGGAAACUCAAAAAGAACAAGCGCCACCGCCCAUCCACCCAUGGUCGCAAAACUUUUUUUGAAUUCCUGUUGCCGUGCGACAGGAAAGCGUGACCUCAGCUGGGUUACCUAAAGCUAGCGCUUGCAUCUGAUCACGCCUCCCUCGGAGGCGGAACUACUCCACACUGAACAGCAGCAAGUGUAUGUCUGAGUGGCUGAUGUAAAAUACCGUGUAUAGCAAUUGCAUAAAUAAUGUGUAAGGAGGAGAAAUUAUAUUUACUAAAUAUGUUAAUUUAUUUAUAUUGGCGAUUCUAUAACAAACCGACUACUGCUGUUAAAAUUCUGAAAAGCGUUAAUUACGAACAAUGUGACGGAAUUUGGGGUUUCUGCUUGACUUAGGUCAAUUCUUAAUUGUUCCUUGUUAAAAUUAAGUAAACACACAUCAAAUUAUGAUAUUGUCUAGAGUUUCAUUUAUGUUUAAAACGUAUGGCAGUCAACGCCAAAAUUCAUAAUUGGUACAAACACUAAAGUGAGGGAAAAAUAUAUACAAUACGCGCGUUUGUGUGUUUACAUUUUACAUAACUUACAGGCACUGAAUAAUACCGUUUGAAACAUGAUGUGACAGCACUGUAAAUACCAUAUUUUCACGAAGUGUGAGGCACUUCGGAGGGAAGAAUAUGAGAAGACUCUGCGUGUGAAGCUGCUGACAUUGUUGUGUCAUGGUUACAAUCGGUGUUGCUUUCAAAGCACACUGCAAAGAGUUGGGGUAUGCAGGCAUGAGGUACCCAUUUCUUGUUUAAUGCUUUCACCUGAAAUUGAUUUCUUUAAACUGUUGUCAGUGUUGCAUUAUUAUGAUGAUUAUUACGGAUCUGAGUUUUCAUGACAGGCUACACGUCACAGAAAUGCUUAUCAGCUGUAAUGGUUACGACCAAGAUCAAUGCUAAAUUCUCACAAAUUAUGUAUGUUGAAAUUAUUUCGCAUUGUAUGCAGCCAACAGCGCUAAUUGGAGGUCCGGGGGAAGGACAACAAACUAAACACACGCAAAAAACAUGACAAGGGUUUCACAAACUUUGGUAAAUGUCAGCCAUAUGGAGCUCUCCCCCUCAAUGAGUCAUAAACCUUCACCGAAAUAUGAAGAUUAUGAAGCAUUUUUUUGCAGACACUUCCUGGUGCUUGCAAUUAUAUAUUUUUUCCACAUUUGCAGGUUUAUCAGUGAAGUACACUCCUAAACUAGUUUCACUUUGUCAGGAUAUAAAUUAUUUAUGCUUAUACAGCCUGAAUAUUUGCCCCAUCUGGGACUCGUCAACAUGGUGUGACACAUGUUAAUUAGGCAAGUGAUAAUAUCAGAGCUGUGUACGAAUGCGGAGUAAAUAUGUAUAACUUGUCCACUCUUUGUGAGUCUGAUCAACAGUUCUGACCAAUACACAAGUACAAUGUAGGGGAAAAAAUAUCUGCCAGCUUUACCACCUUUCCGAAUAUGGAGGUAUAUGACAUGCACUUAUUCUGAAUCCAUGCAAGCCUUCUUUCAUUUCAAAUGGACUGUGUUUGGAUUAUUCAAUCUGCCAGGCCCACUGUGGAAUAUCUCAGUCAUCCAGGGUUCAGAGCUGUAGAACUGCACGGUUCCCUUACUGUGAUGGUGAUGGACACAGGAUCACCAGGCUCCCGGUUGCCCAGGAGACAUACAUGGCCAUUACUUCUGGACCCCAUGGGUUUAGAAACACGACGAGCGAUAUCUUACAUGGCAUUGGGGAUAAACGGCCCAACGUGUGAUUGAGUUUAUGGUGCAGGGUGACCUUAAUCCACGCUUCAUAUGCAUCCUGCCAAAACACUUGAUCAGCCAAAAUCCAUGACGCUGACAACACGGGUGAAAGGCCUGAACCAGAAGUGGGUAUUCUUCGAGGGCGUCUUGUGAAACGUUCGAAUGCUUACGAACAAGGUGGCUGGACCGAUCUGGCUCAGGCUAGCGUACCGAGGGGGAAGGGCUAGGGCUUUUUACAGUAUUUUACACUUAUACUCUGAACACUGUACAUUGCAUAAACCUGGAGAUUUUGUCCACUGUACGUUAGAAUAAGCUUCUUAGCAGAAAACUGUUUCCAGGCAGGAAAUACAACCGUACGUGUCAUGAUUGGUCCGUCGUCUAUGGUAGCUACUCAAAGCAUUUUAUAUAACAAAUACUGAAACCUUAAACUGGAAUGCAUGUAUGUUUACUAGAGCAUAUAAACACCACUACUUUGAAGCUUUUGUGAUUCAAUCCAAUCUAAGAAGGGUAAGCAAACGUUUACAACCUGAAUUACACGGAAACUAGGACAGAUGCAUUUGCAAUAAAACAGUAUACGUAGUUAUCUAAACACAUUUAUACUGAUCCAGGUAAUGAGGUUAUGCAGAAGAGUCAUUGUUAUGCCUUGCAUGCCUUACUUAAUAUCCAUACGCAUUGUGAAAUUCUAAAUGUGAAUUCUGCAGUAUAUUACAAGGUCAAGCCUUCUUUUUUUUAGCGGUUUUAGCGGAACGUAGAGACUAAAUGAAUGAACAUAAUCUCCGAGUGUGGUACACUAACAUACUAUACCAUGCCUGAAAUUGAAAGAAUGUAAGCGGUGAUAUACAUGUCAGUUUUACAAAGGGACAAGAGCAGAUUUUAUCAUGAUCAGUCUCAUGCAUCUCUGCAUUGAUUUUGUCCAAUUUUGUGAGUUGACUUUAAACCAUGAAGACAUCAAUUAUUACAAAUUGCCUAAUAAUAGUCAUUGUUUGAAAAUGUAGCUCACACUUAUAUGCUAAUUACUUAUUUUAAAUUUAAAUUCACGCUAUAGUUUUCCCCCAAGGUCAAAGUAAUGGGUAUCUUAGUAAGGAUGUAUUUAUUUUAGUUGGGGGCAACAGUGCUAAACUACUGUCUCUAUCAAGUAUUAGACCACAAAGUGCGAUAUUAUGACAUCACAAUAUUUCAUACGAAUUUGGAAUUAUUUUACCAUCUGUUCACAUAGUCACAGCAUUUUAUUUUACCAACAAUAGGCAAUGGUUACUGGAAUAUGCCCAGAAAUAUUUUUUUACAUUUAGGCUGAGAGUGUUAUUCAAGGUAAUGUCAAAGUGUCAUUGUGACCAAUCCAGCUGUGGACAGUGUUCAUAUACUUUGAGGGCUUAAGCCUAAAGCCAAUUUAUCGACCCAAAAAGGUAUAUUGGGCUGAGUUGAUUCCUGGUCAGGAAUUCAGGCCCAAACCAUCCUCUAGAGGUGAUAGAAUGAGUAGAACAUUGUGGGAGAGUGACCGUGGCUGUGCUUUGGCAUGACUGACCCCUGCCAUAACUUCUACCACUGGCCACGCGUAGAAUAUCAUCGAUUCAAAUGUCAUCACAGUCUAUUGAGACUGCUUAACUGAGUGUAAUCCCCUCUACUAAAACUGAAAAUUUUCUGUCAACUGCCAUAAACAUUUCCAACCGAGGGAUAAAGUGAUACCAUUGAAUUAAGUUUGCAUCACUUGAGAUGCAGACAGUACAUUUUUCUAAGCAUAAGGGCUAACAAUACAAUCUGAAGCGGACAAUAUACAGUACAGGGCAAUGCCGUUCAGUGUGGAUAUCAUAUUUACACAUUUGCUUUGUGUUGUGAUAAAGCAGCACGGAGAGAAGGAAGCGCCCCAUCGUUUAUUGGCUCUUAACAUUUUACCAAAACAUAUGCUGUGCCACCUUGUCUAUGUGUUUAACUCUGCCAGAUACAGAUAUAUGGCUUGACAGGAUUCCUUAUUUAAAUUAAUGUUGGCUUUGACCGAUUUUAUUGUCUAUGGUAAUGUAUACAGAUGGACUAUUUAUCUUAGAUUGCUGGCAACAAAUGAUUACUGCACUGGGUUAUUUAGAUAACAACUUUAAUAUUUAGCAAAAAUACAGACAAAACAUGUUAUAUAAACUUUACCUUCUACUUCAGCGUUAUUCAACUCAAUAAUGCAGUGCAUGUGUAAUGCACCUUUCAAUUAUGGACAAUUUUAAAAUGAUGUGUUAAGAUCAAGUGUCUGUAAAAUUGUCCACUUGCUCAUUUGGCCAGAAACCAACUUAGCUCGUUCUUUUUUAUUUUUUAAUCAGUCCAACAAUGCAAUUUAAGAGUAGGAUUCAAACAACUGUUGAGUGGCACUUUUAUCCAUGAUUGGUCCUGAGGCCAGGCCAAUGUGUCAGUGCUCAUCUGCAUUGGUGGUCCUGUUCUUCUCGAAGGCAGGGGCCAAAGUCCACGUAGGAUUACCGCUGGUAAUUUCCCAUUAGGCGUUGCUCGCUUUGUAGACUUGGGGAAACACGGUGGGCUGGGUUGGCUCCCAACUGGGAAUUGAGCUCAUGACCUCAUCGUUUGAGAGGAACGCGCUCACUGUGCAGGUAGCCAGGCUGGUUGAGAGCAUUAUUCAUUAUCUUGGCAUUGGCCGGUUACCCAUUAGCACUCCUGCUCCUGUUGACUAUGAUCUCGGAGUGUAUUUGUGUUUUUUUACACAAUUUCAAGUAAAACAUUUAUCACAAAUAUUAGAAUACAAAGGUAUUUAGGAAUUUUUGUUGUUGCAUAAAUGUAAAAAAGCUUGAUGUAAAAGGAAUAAAUUUAUAUUAAUGGUAAUACCAGAAAUGUUAAUGCCUUCGUUUAUUGCCACCCCAAUUUAAUAUUUUUUUUGCAAACUGGGAAUGCUGAACUAUUUGCAUGCUCACGUCUGCAAGCUGAAUUUAACACAUCCAGUAAAACAGCAAAUCACUAUAUACAUGCUACCACUAUAUUGCUUCAUCCUUAAGAUGACAUAUAUAUUAUACAGUCCUUAUUAUAUCUGUAUGUGCCAAAAUAAUUCAUAAACGCACAAAUAAUAUUUUUCACUCAUUUAAAAUUUCAGAAAUAUAGCCACACCUUUGUAUGCAUUGCUGUGCAGUGUGUAAUUUAAAACCCAUCCGAGCCAAUAUGUUGCUUUUAAACUCUAAUACACGUGAACAUGCAGGCACAUAUGCUGCGAAAGCUAUCAAUACUUCCUAAUCUACACCUUGUUUGUGAAUGUGCAAAGCUCCCUCAAGCGAGAGUAAUCUCACUUGUAUAUUGAUCUGUUGAGGGGCUUGGCUGCACUGAUAUUAAAAAGGUGCCAGGGAGGCAACAUUUGCGUCUACACCUCUUGUACAAAAUCAACACAAGUUAAUGAAGAACAACAUUGGAUAAGCGAGUGUAGUACAAAUUGAACAAGAUUCCUCAGUUUUUAUUAUUCUGUGAACAUACGCUCUGUGAGUUAUGCUUAGCUCCACGUUUUAUUUUGCAAGUCAGCGAGUGCAUCGUGCAAAUACGAACUGUGGACACUGCUUAUUUUCGUUGGCAGUCCUGAACAAGUGAAGUAAUUUCCACAUUCCUAUGAAAGAAGCCAAUCUCUCCACAGAACCGUUGUUUUUUUUUUCUUCUAGAUUAUCAACACUUGAAUUUCCCUGGACUCCUCAUAGCAGAGUUAAUGGAAAGAUUGUGCAUGGUACACAUUUUGUUUUCGUCCACAGUUUUCAUAUGCAAGUCUUUUUUCAGUGAUGCGUAUUUUAUACAAAACCGACCACCUUCAGUUUCAGAUGGGAUUCGGAGCAGUGCCAAGAUGUUGUCAUCACAUGCGCUUGAGUUGAGUUCUUUAUUGUAAAAUGGAGGCCAGAUGCUUGUAGCUUCGCAAACAGCCGCAGCCCUGCAGAGCAACAAACGUGCUGCCUCUGAGUGUAUGGCGCUUUGUUUGCAGUUACACAAAACACGCGGCUGAAAUGGACCGGUCGUAGAGGGGAAACAUAGAGAUUUAUGCACAAAUGAAAUGAGAGCCAUACUAUUGUAUGCAUUUGGCCAUGAUAAAUGUUUUUUUUUCAUUUAUUGUAAGCUUUUUUUAAAUUAUUUAUAUGCCCUGUGGACUGAAUGACAUUGGGAUUAAAUGACAAAGUAUUCGUAUACAUCACAUGUAAUGUGCAGCACUUAGUAAAUCCAAUGCUGGAUGAGGACCGACACGGAACAGGGACUGCUUGACCAUACUGCACCACGCUGUGUGGGUUGUGAAGGGUGGAGGCCCAAAGACCGGUUCGGAUAUCACUCAGUUCAAAUAUCACUAGCCACCGAUGUUAGCCCUUGCCAAGAAUCUAAUUCAGGUCCGUGGGCACUGUGCCACCGCUCCAUCCUCAUUACAAGUACACGCACAGCCUAUGUUGCCAAUCCCCUGAUGAAUGAGGGCCUCCCCCAUGCCCUGCGGGUCGUGAGGGAUAGUUGAUUAUAUUUUACCGUGGUGGUCAGUGCAAGUGAGUGAAGUUGGGGGGGGGGGGAGUACAAAACAAAAAUGUAUUUUUCCACGCUGUCCUCUACUGCCCACAUCACCUGUUACGCGAUCCACGUUCAAGCUGAUGAGCUUCCGAGAUCUGAUGAGAUCGGGCACAUUCCGGGUGAUUUUGUCGAGGAAGCCACGGAAAACACCAAAAUCAGGCAUUUUUAUAAAUGGUUGAUUUUAUUACUGACAGCAUAUACAGGGUUAUAGCUGCGGAGGCAAACAUUGAUUUGUUACAGUUACAGGGCUAAUUACAUUAUUGCCAUGCCACACUCACAUGUCUACUGUGUAUUUGCUGAAUUAAUUGUUUCACAGUUACUUAUGACGCAAUCAACACUAAUUCCUCAGCACACAUUAAUAUGAAGAGCAUUAGAGAACAUGUGCAGCGUAUAAAGGGACUAAAUAGCAGUGCUGUACUUUGCAUUCCCUGAUCUGUGGUGCUUUCAAAUUGUCCUGUAGAGAGCAUCUUAGAUUACAUCCGUACUGCAUGGUACAUUUAAAUUGUAAUUGUACUGGGAAUCAGUAUUAUUUGAAAUCAAAUACAGACGUCGUAACCGUGGUUGGCAUUCCCUUAUGGUUGUUGGCACUGUGGUUCGGGUGCCUGCAGAAACACUGCGAGAUCAGAGGUGUAGAGACGGGGUCUACAAACUUCCCAAAGGGGGCAGGCGAUGAUGGAACACAAAAAUGGUCUCGGACUUUUAAGAUCAACCUGUCACCUUGACCAAAACCGUUGAUGCCACCCCACCUUGACUGUGCUUUCUUCAUUCCACCAGAUCCUGCAGCUGCUGCACAGUAUUACAUUUUUUCACUGAGUCUCAAGAGGGUCCUGCUAAAUAUUCGUAGGAGGUGACGUUGCUGCUAUGUGUAAUCCCAAUUUAAAACAUAAAAAAAUUCCAGCUAAGGCCCACUGAGCUAUAUCGCUCGUUUUCAGAAGCGACCUGGUCACAAACGAUAGCUCAAUGAAGUGGCUUAUCACGUGUAAAUUGAAAGGAGCCUAAUACUUGAAACGCAUGUUUCUAAAUGUGGAGGGAAAAACCAGAGGACCUUAGAGAACAUAUAAACUCCGCUCAGGCAGGCACCCAAGUCAGGAAUCAAGCCCAGGUACUUCUUCCUGUGAGGCAUAAGCGUUACGACCGUCCCAUCCUGCCGCCCAAAAGUAGGCACAAGAUGACAGCGGCCCUCAACAUUAUUGGGGUGGUGGUGCAAGUGCCGCUUUUUUGCCAGCUGGCUUGGCCACGCCUCUGUUCUUAGCCUACAGUGAACGGGGCGUAUUGCUAUGGUGGGUACCAGCCUCUGUCUGGGACUUGUGACGUCCCACUAAACAGCGCAGCUCAGCAGGCGGUGCUCGUUAUACCGGCGCUGCAGGGACGAUUGGCUGAAUUGGCUUUGACCAGGCUUUGAACGCACGACCUUGCCUCGAUGAGCCCAUGGCUCGCAGUGUCUGAACUGAACCGUGAUCCGUAAAGACUGAUAGACGCAUGAGUUGACAGAAAACCACAUACAGAGGAAUCAAGUGGGCCAUGUAAUAAAGAUCAACCUUGUUAGUGAGCAAUGACUCCUUAAUUAUCUAGGGCACGCGCACUGAAGGGGAACCAAAACAGUUGCGAACCUCAAAUAUACACAGCGUGUAUGCGGAGAUGCACACACUCACUUUGGAUCUCUCGCUAAUUGAGUGUAGCUGCACCGGGUUUUAAACAACAUCUAUUUAGCAUCACAAAUGAAGGCACAAUCAAGGCACAAUGCAAUCUAAUUGCCAAUUUUGACAUGUCUGUACUUUUGAUUACGUAUUCUCGAAUGCUAUAAAAUGCUAUCAACUAAAUAUAGCAUUGUUAUAGUCAAAAUGUAUUGUAGUCACACAUUUUUUAUCUAAAUACAGUGUCAUAUACUGCACGAUAUACAGACCAAAUUGAAAAUGUGUCUUUGCUCAGAUGAGCGGUGCAUGGGCUUCUCCUUUGGCAGCCCUGAGCCAGUGGUGGAAGUUCCUGCAUGGGACAACCAUGCUACUGGGGACUGGAUAGGGUAUCGCGGUUAUGCUGCAUCGCUCUACAAUGUCCGACGUUUCUCUCCACAUGCCGGGAGCUUCUUCAGCAACUAAACUGCAGAAGUAAGGUUGCCAACUCUACUCCUGGAUUGGCCAGGGUUCUCAGCCGAAAUUGGCAUCGGUAUCCCAGUGAUGAUUGAAAGAAAUCCGGGGUAUGAUAAUAAAACAAACGAAAAUAUAUUUUUAUUUAACUAGGUAAGGCCCACUGAGUUAUGUAGCUCUUUUUCAGAAGAGACCUGGCCACAAAUGAUUGCUCAACAAAGUGACUUAUGUGGAAAUGUAUCGCAGCCAAAUACUCUAAACGAAUGUUUCUAAAUGUGGAGGGAAAAAACUGGAGGACCCAGAGAAAAAUCCCAGCGACCGCGGGAAGAGACAUGCAAAUUCAAAAUAUAUAGCAUGCGUCAGGGUCGAGGUUGAACGCACGACCUCCAGCAUACCAGGUGCAGAGAAUAAAUUAAAGCAAAAAAAUCCCAUAAUAGUUUCAGUCUAAGUUGCCAACCCUAUGAAGAACAAGAACAGAAAAAAGCUUCCAGUACGUUGAGUGGAAAGUGGAGCGAAACGUGAGAUCUAUAAUGGCGAACAUGCGGCACAGCCCGGAAAUAUAGCAGAGAGGAGAACCACAUAUUAUACCAUAUUCUAUAAUAUAUGAUCACUGCAUAAGACUUGUGGUCGGUGCACUCAACUACUCCUGCAGUUGCCCGGUAAUGUAGUUUGGGGAAUUACCAUACUGAAAUGACUAAUGUUAGCACACAUUAGACAUGCGACAUUAACAUUAAAAUCCUUUUACAUAUUGUGCUGCAGUAAAACAUAAUUAUCUGUUACUAACGAUGAAAUAAAUAGUUGAUAGAUUUAAUUUAUUUAUGUUUCUUCACAAAAGACCUGCUGAGUAUUGAUGCACUAUCAUCCAGUUAAUGUAAAGGAGCCGAUUGAUUUGUCCUUUUUUCUCUCGAACGGGCUGUGAAUCUCAACAGGGCCACGUGAGAAUGAGGCCAAGGGCCAGUCCCAGGGCUAUUGGGUGCACUCUGACCUUGUUGUGUACGAAUGAGAGUCAAAGUGAUUCCCCACAGUUGCUUACCAAAGCGACGGGUAAAGCUCGCAGUGUUUCGUUAAUAGUCCGUUGCAAGUUGGCAUCAUCUGACUUUGAAAGUCUGUAGUAAGUCCGCAGCAUCUGACUUUGCCUACACUGCUAUUAUAUAUACAGUGUAUAAAUAAUUCACGAGUGUCCGUCCGUCACGCUUUGUAUGUCGCACACAGUUCAGAGCACGAAAAUUAAACAGGAACACAAAGCAAAUGUUUCUCUUGACGAGGACAUGUGCCCAAUGAACAAUAUUUUGCCCCCGUUAUUUCCAAAACGGUACGUCCGAAUCAAACCAAUGGCGGCCAAUUUCUGCUGGCUUCCCCAUUGAUUUACGUUGAAACACGAUGUUUACGCACGACGUCAUCGUCCCUUAAGCCACGAGAAUGGCUUCACCACGGUGACGUCACCCUAUAGGGCUGACAGGCGAUGGGUGCCGACGUAUCGAUGGCACUUAACGCUGACACCGUACGCAACAGCGCCGCGGGGUAAUUAUCCUUCGCAAAUGCGCGGGCAGUGCUCGUUAUGACAGUGAGACUGCUCGUGGAGGAUGCUGUCAAAUAAUCAAGCAAGCAGCCACGAGCAUACAUGAAAUGUGUGUUUUUUAUAGCUUUGCAAAGAUCCACGUGUGUUGUUGGGUUCGGUCACGUGGUAGUUUCGUGCCAAAUUUCACGUCAUGAACCCUCCACCACCCACCACGAUUGUCACGUUUAGAAAGAUAUUAUUCGUAGGUGCCGAUGUAUCAAAUCAAAUUACGUCCAAUAUAUGUCAUGAAAAAUCUUCAGCCACCAGUGAGGAACUUUAUUGGUCAGGAUUUGAUCGACACAUUGGCCACAUCUAAAUAAUAUCUUUGUGAACGUGACAAUCGUGACAGUUGGUAGAGGGUUAAUGAAAAUAAUGUCGGUGUUAAACUAACACCAAGUGGCUUAACCCAAAAACAAAUAUGGAUCAGGGUACUCACAUUUGCAAGUGCUGUAGUGUUAUUCAUUUCUCAUUCAUAAAUAUACAGCCAUUGUAUUGAAUAUACAGACACUGUCACUAUGUAUAGAAUCAAGCAUAGCAUUUGUGUUGAAUACAGUCAGAGUCAUUUGCAGCCCUUUGUCAAUUCUUGUCUGCAUAAAUACUUGAUCAUACUUCACCGCUAUGGUCAGUCCAGAUUUGUGAAUGGGGCGCCAGGACUGGUUUCAAAUAUUGCUUAUUAGCCACUAGCUGUGGCCGGGACUCAAACUCAGGUCACUGGGUUCCAAUUACAGUGUGUUAACCAUUUCAUCGCAGUUCCGCCAAAUUUUAAGAUGCAUAUAAAUGUGCAGUAAUGUUUAAUUCUUGUUUAGCACUCUGUAAAUGUGUGGAUCUUUACAUAGUUUUAACUGAAGGUAAAAAGUCUGUUUACCUUUUAUUUAGCAUCUUCACCUACAUUAUUCAUGUCAUUGUUAAAGACAUUACACAUUUUAAAAUCAGAACGGAUGUUACAUGUAUUUGUUUACAUGGUGAUAUUUUAGUUUGAAUUAUAAUCGGUUUGUUGUAUGACACGAUAGCAUGUAUGUACAUUACAAUGAUUCAAGGUGUCCAGUAUUGCCAUCUUUACUUCGCCAUAGCUGAAGGGAACUGGGAAUAAAUAUAAAUUAUUUAGCUGCAUUUAGCAUUAAAUACAUUAUCUCAGCAGUUAUGUUAUGUGAUGCUGAUCACGAGCACUGCUAGUACGUUGAUCGGUGGCUUUUUGGCUUUAUAUUGAGCAGGUACAAUGAGUACAGCAUCUAAUAAGUUAUAGUCUUGGGGUAUAGGCCAAUCAGUGGAAGCUCUUUGGACAUAUCAGCAAUUCAAAUUCAGUGUCUGUUUGAGUUCGCUGUUAAAAUUCCACCCUAUGGUAGAUACCGAUCUCGCCAAAGCACAACCAUUGUUGACUUCUCACAAAUGGAUACUCAUUUCAGUAAUGUCAGAGGAGCUAUGGGCUGCAUCUGCCCCUGACGAGCAUUUGGCCAUGCAUCCAAAUACUCUUGCCACAGUGCCACUCGGAUAAUAAUAAUAAUAAUAAAGCAGAAAUUUAUCUUGAAUACAUUUGAAAACAUUGCUUUUUACACUGAUAUUUUUUACAAGAUUUCCCAUUAAAAUUAGCUAAAUCAUACAUGAAUACGUUUAUUUCUAACUUGUAUGUGAUUAAAAUGACAUUAUCAUUGAUACACCACCAGCAUGUCACAUCUAAUAUAUAUUUGCUUAAGAUACAUUCCCUAAAUAUGAUAACAUCUGAUAUUGACCAAUUAUUACAAAUAAAUACCACUGAACUGCUAUUUGCAUUUAAUGCCAGUUGCAUUUAAUGCAAGUUGAUUAUAUUUCUCAAUUCGUGCUAAUUGCCAAAGCUCUAAGUUUUGAGUACAGUAAUUGAUUGUUAUUUUGUCAGUAUCUUGUACACACUUAAAAUGUUGUAAUAAAAUCCAAAAAAAUAUCAUUAUGAUAUAUCUUUACAUACAUUCUACAUUUACCUUGUGUCCAAUAUGUCAGUUAUCAGAGUUUUUGAUCACCAACAAUACUUUUUUGUUUACCUAUAUACGACACGUCUUUUUCAUUUUCACUUCUUGUUUUUGAAACGUUAUUUACAUAUUUGUUAAACUUAAAGCAAAGUUGUAUGUGCAUGUGAUAUCAACAGAUUACUCAUAUAAAAUGUAAAUGUAUUGAUAGUUAUUCCAUUGAAAUAUGUAGUCAUUGUCAUAUAUGAUAAUUAAAAUGACACUGGCAAUUUACAUUUCAUCUUAAUUACUUUUAUCUGGCUAUAGGUCACUGCGUAUUUUUGUCAUUUUGACUAUGAUAACAUUGUGUAUACGUUGUGUACUGAAUACUACAUCUGUUUAAUGCGUAACCACAGCUUGGCAGAUACAUUUGUGUUUGGUACAAAGUUUAAUGUGCUUUAUUGGGUUGUGAUAAUGUUGCAUGUCUCUUAAGUUAUUUGUACGUGUGCAUACUUGUUGCAAAAAUGAAAUUGGAAUCCUGUUUAAGUCACGCUGAUCUUCAUUCCUGCUAGGAUUCUGCCCUGAAAGAAUUUGUCAUCUAAAAGUCUCGUUCUUUUUGGCAUUCUAACAACACACGGUUACGUACGUUCUACUGCACGUUUCACAACAUGGGCACUUACGCUGGGAAAAGCAGGCAGCUGCAUGAGUUAACAUUCGACGAAUAAUUGGGCUUGCAUCCUUAUAGUAAAAUAAGGAUAACGAAAAUAAAACCAGUAGGUCAAAAAGAAAACAUAACAUGGCUCUAAACCACCUACCGUUUUCAAUUCUGCGUGUCUCACGACUAUUGGACGCUUCUCUGACAUUGGAAGUGUACGUGAAUGUGUCCGAGGUCAUUCCUUUUCACUGCAUACAAUAUCACCUUUGAUAAAACACCUAAUGAAGAAAUGCACAAAAUGAAAAAAGAAAUGUGCAAGAAACAUUGUUGAUUCUCAAAUUACAGUAUUGUAUAAUUACAGUAAUUAGAUUUUAAACCUUAAAACUUUUAACAUAACGAUGUAUAGCAAAAUUAUUUAUGAUUUUUGUUGAACUUGUUUCAUAGCUGUGAUGACAGUACGUAUGUGUUGCUGUUCUUAGUGCGAUAUACUCAUGUUAUGAACCCACCCGCUGGCUUAUGAAAUCCACCACAUCUAAGUAGCACCCGUAUGUCUUUCAUAUCAUAAAAGCAAGCGUUUACGUUGUUCGCUAUGAAUUACGUACGAUGUAUAUAUUAUAUUCGCAGAAUCUGGAUCCUCAAGAGCUUAGCGAGUUAUUAGUUUAGACGUGACAUUUGUUUCUGAGGAAAUAACCUCGAGUGCAAACGUAGGCAAACAAUUACGCAGGGAUGUUCUGUUGAAUGAUAAAAAAAAGUUAAUGUUGCCCCCCUCCCCACAACCUCCUCUUUUGACAGAAAAAGGUUUUCGAUAUUUUAUUGCAAUUGGCCUCAUGAUGUAUCAGUCAUCUUGUAACCAUGUGUUGCAAUAAUACAUAUAACAAAACAUCACACACUGCUUUGGCAAAAAUAUUAAGGCCUUGAAUUAAAAAUGUGCAAAAACCAAGUUUUUAUAUGAAAACUAAAAAAAAAUAUCACGUUUUUUCCGGGAAGGUUUUGUGUGCAUAGCGCUUUUGUAAGAAAAAAACAGCUGCAUUAUUACAGCCAGUAGGUAGAAUUUUAUAAAACAAGAAACCAAUGCCAGUCAAAUGAAAGUUAACUUACUAUAGUUUGCUAUUAAGACCAAACCAAUUUAUUUUAAUUGCAACUAAAUUUGGGUAAUCACCAUUAUCGUCAUCUCUCUGUUAAACCAUAUUAGAUUACAUAGAUUAUAGUGAUAAAUGUAUAUUGCCUUUUUACAGUAUGUUAAUGACCUUUCUUAAUACUUAUAUAGCAUAUGUUACCAUUCUUGUACAUUGAAUGUUCACAAAUAUAAUAAACUUUUAUUUCUGAAAAAA
Molecule: messenger RNA, 16949 nt
Organism: Petromyzon marinus (sea lamprey)
Lineage: Eukaryota; Metazoa; Chordata; Hyperoartia; Petromyzontiformes; Petromyzontidae
Product: gamma-aminobutyric acid receptor subunit gamma-2-like
Biological process (GO): chloride transport; gamma-aminobutyric acid signaling pathway; monoatomic ion transmembrane transport
Cellular component (GO): membrane
Molecular function (GO): extracellular ligand-gated monoatomic ion channel activity; GABA-A receptor activity
Source: RefSeq, a predicted model, not a curated record